UUUAAGUGAAGGAUCUUUUAUUCUCAUGUUAGUAUAUUGAACGACACCUGAAAGCCAUGUUGUAUUUCGUAUCAUGACUUCGUUGAUUUUCGGAAUCUUGGUGGGCAUAUUGACUGUAAGUCACGGACUUGAUCCUGAUUGCUCUAAUUCCGCGUUCUCUGUCGGAGCUAUCAUCACAAAACGUGACAUGAUACUCAAUGAGCACCAAAAGGAGUUAAUAUCUUCAGUCAGCUUCACCCAAUGCGGUCUUCAUUGCUUGGAACGGGACUGGUGCAUUUCAAUCAAUUUUGAAAUAGGUAAAAAAAGAGGCAAAUGUUUCCUAAACGACGCUGGAUUGCAACAAGAGUUUUCAAGAACAUGGGAGAGAGAAAGAUUUAUGAAGAAGGAAGGUUUUGUCUUCAGUCAGCUAAGACCGUACUUGAUUGGAAGUCCCGUUAAGAAAGGUGACAUUUUUCGGGACAUGUAUUCCAUCAGCGGCGUAUGUCAUCAACAAAUCCUGAAUUCCCAUGAAAAUCUCUGUCAAG
Molecule: messenger RNA, 524 nt
Organism: Actinia tenebrosa (Australian red waratah sea anemone)
Lineage: Eukaryota; Metazoa; Cnidaria; Anthozoa; Actiniaria; Actiniidae
Source: RefSeq, a predicted model, not a curated record